Messenger RNA from Truncatella angustata, 1957 nucleotides. RefSeq names its product Carboxylesterase. The transcript has 2 exons. The record is from RefSeq and is a predicted model, not a curated record. Lineage: Eukaryota; Fungi; Ascomycota; Sordariomycetes; Amphisphaeriales; Sporocadaceae. Bases 321 to 1913 code for a protein of 530 amino acids. Gene Ontology annotation, molecular function: cholinesterase activity.
CUAAAAGCUUCGCCCACGUGAGCACACACCGCAUAGUGCACGAAGAUAAGCCUUUGAAGCCCGCCGCACCUGAUGAAACGUUGACGGAUAUAUGUUCUGAGCAGUGUUGCCUGAUUUCCCAAUGCUCACGAUGAGCUCUUUCCGUAAACAAUGGAGUAGAGUGUUCUCGAACUGAUUUUCGUGAUUGAAAUCGUUGAAUUUCGGGCCAGUCAACUUGAGGUGGGGCCUACGACUCCAACACAAUCAUAACGAUUAUGUAAAGUCUGGCACUGGAAUCACCUCACGCACAAUCAGGUAACUGAACCAGUUAUAGUGCCAAGAUGGUAUAUCUCAACGCGCUCCUCGUCUAUUCUAGCGCGACGCUGGCUUUUGCGGCGGGCUCUAGUGACCCCGUACAAUACCCUACUGCUACUAUAGACUCGGGUGUCAUUAUCGGCACAACCACCGUAUUACCAUCAGCAACGAGCACAGUCCAUAAGUUUCUCAGCGUCCCUUUUGCCUCACCUCCUGAGCGUUUCCGCCCUUCUCAACCGCUUCAGCCAUGGGAAUUUCCGUACAAUGCCACAACCAAAUACAAUGUGGCCUGUUACCAGAAUUAUAUAUACUCCGACGCGACCCGCGAAAAUCUGAUGAGAUUGGUCAUUGGGGAUGCUCCGCCGCCCCAGGAAAGCGAAGACUGUCUAACCCUCGAUGUUUUUGCCCCUGCCCCGGCAGCGAACGGGACCAAGAAGGCCGUUCUUUUCUGGAUAUACGGCGGCAGUUACCGGACUGGAUCUAAUAACAAUCCCAGCUACGACGGUUCCAGCUUUGCCGCCAAUCAAGACGUUGUUCUCGUCAGCGCAAACUACAGACUUAACUUGCAUGGCUUUCCGGGGAACCCCGAGCUAAAGGCACCCGACCAGAACUUAGGACUCCUUGACCUCCGCCUGGCCCUCGACUGGGUCCGUCAAAAUAUCGCAGCCUUCGGUGGUGAUCCAGACAAAAUCACAUUGAUCGGCCAGAGCGCAGGUGCCGCCAUUGUCGAUAUGUUCGUCUCUGCUCCGCCGGAUCCUUUGCCGUUCCGCGCAGCUAUCAUGGAAUCGGGACAAGCGACAUACAACGGCGGCGCUGCUAGUCCCGGUUGGGCUUGGAACGCAGUAGCUAAGGUCGUCAACUGUACAGGCGACGUCACCGCUGUAUAUGAGUGCAUGCAAACGGCGCCGGCGGCGGCUCUGAAAAGAGCCGACGAGAACCAUGGAAUUUGGUUCGGACCUCCGGUCCAAGACGGUGUUACCUGGAGCAAGGCGCCACGCCGGAAUCGACUAAACUCGACACAGGAGAAACCGCUCAUGGCGCGCGUGCCCAUCUUGAUUGGCAGUACCGCCGACGAGGGCGCCAUAUAUACGACCGGCGUGACCAGUGCCGUGGCUUUCCUCCAAUCAUACUACGGGCUCAGUUAUGCGUCAGCGCAGGCGCUACUGGCCUACUACCCGAUCGUGCCGGGCAGUAGAAUCACAUCAGAGGCGGACCGCGCCACUGCGGUCAUGAGCGACUCCUCUUUCACGUGUCCCGCCCGGUUUGUGUACGACGACUCCACGGCGGUCGGAAUCCCGGCCUGGCGAUACUUCUGGGACGCCAGCUUCGUCAACUCUGAACUGGUUCCGGGGGCAUAUCACGCGUCCGAGAUUCCGUUGGUUUUCGGCACCUAUGACCGUGAGAACGCGACGGUGUUCCAGGCCGAGGUCAGCAUCGCGAUGCAAAAAGCCUGGGCGGACUUUGCCAAGGACCCCGUUGUGGGCCCGGGAUGGGACAGGACCAAAGUUGCGUUGUUUGGUGGCGAUGCAAAGCCUGGGGAGAGCGAUGAUGGCCGGCCGGUAAUGGAGAUGGUCGAUAGAAACUGGAUGGACACGAGGUGCUCUCUAUAUAAGCCCUGAUAUUCAAAGAUGAUGAUACAUUUAGAGAGCCUAGCAUAUGAUCA